Molecule: messenger RNA, 450 nt
Organism: Eremothecium cymbalariae DBVPG#7215
Lineage: Eukaryota; Fungi; Ascomycota; Saccharomycetes; Saccharomycetales; Saccharomycetaceae
Exons: 1
Coding region: 1-450 (149 amino acids)
Source: RefSeq, a predicted model, not a curated record
AUGUUCCCUGCUCAAUUCAUAGGACUGGUACAACUUUGCCAUGCAACAACCGCCCGGUUGAAGGAUAAUUUUAAAAAGACUACCGAUUUUCUAAAGCCUGUCCAGAGUUACACACAUGAACUUUGGAAUUGGUUUUUGAACUUAGAAGACAUUCCAAAGGGAAUUAUUAUAGGAUUGCUAACAACUUUACCUGCUUUGGUUCUAAGUUAUUUCAUAAUCACUAUGACCAUGCACCUGAAGAAACCAGGUAACGACAGAUCAUCAGCUGCCAUGAAGGGGAAAAAGAACGACGUUCAAGUCAGGAGCAGGCCAAAUACCGGAUCCAGUGCCUCACAGUUUGGAGUUAAAGCCAUUAGUAAUGGGACGUCGUCAGUACUCAGUGAGAAUGCGGUUGAAAGGAGGAAGAAGUUAAAGAUGGCUAUUGAAACCGCUAAGAACAAUAAUCAAUAG